AUGCGUCCUCCGAAACACGACCCUGCCAAGCCGCACUGCUUCUUGACACACUGCUUGCGUAACCUGGAAGCCAGCCACACCAAUGUGUUGGAGGAAAAACCGUACUGGCGACCAAAGUCAGCGUGCAUGCGCCCGGCCCGCCAUAAGGAGUCGCUAGAGCGCAAUGGUGGCUGUACCUGUUUGGGCUCAGGCUACAGUAGCUCUUAUGAAAAGUUGAUGUUUGACCCAACGGAGAGGAGUGGAGUUGGGUGGAGUGGAGCAUUUGUCCCUGGGUGGCAGAGCUCCAAUGGGAGGCAGCUCUGCCUCUGGCUGGGACAGGGGAUGCUGAACGGGGGGAGGGAGGGCCUGUUUCAGCUGGGACAGCAGCUCCAGCAGCAGGGGGAGUACCAGGCCGCCCUACACUGCUUCCUCAGCUCUCUGCUGGGGUUGAGGCAUGUGCAGAGCUUUACCUCGCUGCCCAACUGCCUGCAUCAGAUUGCUGAACUCUUCAUCUCCGAAAAUAAUUACGGCAAGGCCCUGCAGUUCAUUCAAGCUGAGAAGAUGUUCUAUGAGGUUGCUCUGAUCGAGCUCACUGCUGUUCAGGGGAGCACAGGCCCCCAGGAGGAGGCUUUGCUGGGCUCGGCAGGGACAGGAUGGGCGUCCUCAGAGGAGCUAUCGGAUCAGGCCUCCCAUGCACAGCACCUGGAGCAGCUAGCCCAGCUCUGCAUCGUGAGUAAAAGACCUCAUCUUGCUUUAGAGUACAGUGGGAAAGCCACUAAGAUCCAUCAGAGGGCCUUUGGCAACGACCACCCCAUCACAGACAGGAGUCUGGAGCUGCUGGCCACCGUCUACGCAGAGAUCGGCAAGACAGAAUACUCAGACUCCCUGGACCAGUGUGUGUCAGUGCUGUCCAAGAGGUUUGCUGCUGCCGAGUCCUUCAGAGACAAACUCAACAACGAUCUUCCCCAUUCCCACUCCCAUUCCCAUCGGGAGAAACACUCCGAGGUCUGGCACGGGAAAGACCCCAGUCCACAGGAUGACACACCAAAACCGAAGGUCACCAACGGUAAAAUCCCUACGUCCAUACUGAAGAGGUCUGGCUCAGGAUCAGACUCGGAGCCCAGCCACAGAUGGAAAGGCGAGCGACGGGUCCGGUUCCGGGAGCCUGAGACCACUGUGCAUGCCUAUGACACGUCACCGCCACGCCCCCACCUGGCCCUGUUCACCUGCUUGUUCCUGCUGAUGUCACUGCUGGGCGUGGUCAUGUACAGCACGGACCGCCGGCGCCCACAGCGUGUGUGUGAGGAGCUGGAGGCCUCGCUGGCUGUCUAUCUGAUACACAUGAAACAGCUGCUGUGGGGCUGCUGGAUCUGGCUAACCAUGCAGUGACUGGGAGCCACCGAAGGGGGAGACGUGGAGCAGUGAAUUCACUCUCUUCCUCACUACAUGUCCCUUAAGGUGUCCUUACCCAGCUUGGUCCACGAGCACACCUCAGUCAUACACACUGACUAUCUAUCUAUGGUGUUGAGAUGUGCACCCCUACUGCUACGCUCACACCCAUAUAUGGAGAAAUGUGUCAUCUCAGAGAUACAGUACGUAUCCUCCAGGCCUGUACACUGGUGGUGGGUAUGCAGCCAUGUUUGUUUUAUCGAUAAGACGUUUUGCACAUCAGCAAUGUUGACGCUCACUGAUUAUGCUCACUUAAUUGCUACAAUCAUUUACAUUUUCCAUUCUUGACAAAAUCUAUUGUAUGUGAGUAAAUGUUUAAUGGAUUGCAAAAUCAAUUGUAUUUAUUUUAUUACAGUACAUAAUUUUGUGUACUUAAAAGAUUACUACAGAUAUGAAUGUCUAUAUACCGUAUAGUAAGGAUUAUCACAAUAUUACGCCUUGUUAUUGCACAUAAUUGAAUGUAGAAAAUGUGAAAACUGCUUUAAAUUGGCUAAAAAACACCCUUACUGUCUAAAAUAAGGAUUAUGGAUUGAGUCAAGCACAAUGUGAACACCUUUUAAAAGGGAUUUCUGAACCAGACACAGGACCGCUUCAAUUCACAGUGCCAGGUUGAUCUAGCAAAUUGAUUGACAAAGCCAUCUUUCUUUUACAGCAUAAGAACUGUAGUCUGACCAUUUUUAGGUCAGAUAAAUGUUGUGAUCCCAGUUGGACAAAGAUGACGACUUCAGCACAAUAAUAUGAAUCCUCUCUUUCCUGGGAAUGUACUCAAAUUCAAUGAGUGAUUAUGACAGUGUACCUCUUGGUAAAUGCUAAAAUGCCACAAGUAAUAUCCUCUAUCCUCUAAAUGUUAUUUAUUUCUUAUAUACUGCAUAUCUGCAUCUACUCAAAUAUCCAAUACUUUUGUUUUCUUUACAGUACAUUUUGAAAGGGCUUUUGUUGCAUUUCUAUUUUUUGAUUGAUCCGAUAUUCAGGUUUUAAUCUUCAUGUCAAAUGCUUUAAAAGCUGUGGAUUAUUUGGGGAUUGAAACAUACUUUAAAUUAGAGCAAAUGUUUAUGAUGCAAAGUAAAUAAAAGGUAUGUACAUUAACUGUAUGGUCCAAUGAUCUAGGGUAAGAUGCAGCAACAUUGUGACACUAAUUGAAGCAUCACUGUGGGACCUUCAUUAACUGGCACCAUUCAAAUAUAGAGCAUUUAGAAAUUGAGUCUCUUCUUUACAGGUGUUGAGCUUGAAAAGGGCAAAGUGAUGCUUAUCAAAUACAUGUCAAUCUGAGCAAUAAAACACAAGACAUUGUUUCCAAUAAUACAUAUUCUUUAUACAGCUUUCAGGGAACACAACUAUAGGAAAGAGUCAGUGUUGGAAAAAAUCUGAGCAAUACGAUGCAACCAAUGUCUGAAUGGAAGAGAUACUGAGACUGAAGGUUUUCUCUGCACUCUCAAGCAGAGCUACUGUCAUUAGCAGCACAAAUACCUAGCAAGUAAACAUGGCCUGUAUCUGCACAUUUUGGUUUGUAGCUGCAUUUCACUGCUGACAAUCUGUAUGUGGUGCCUUUUAGAAGGAUUUCUUAGUUUCUAUCUUUUUUUAUUUAAUUGAAUAAUUUUAAAUAAAACUGUCAUUGCAUACCAAA
This is a messenger RNA of Oncorhynchus masou masou (cherry salmon), 3052 nucleotides long. RefSeq lists its product as uncharacterized. Gene Ontology annotation, cellular component: transport vesicle; plasma membrane; trans-Golgi network. Lineage: Eukaryota; Metazoa; Chordata; Actinopteri; Salmoniformes; Salmonidae. The record is from RefSeq and is a predicted model, not a curated record. Gene Ontology annotation, biological process: positive regulation of Golgi to plasma membrane protein transport. The transcript is spliced from 10 exons. Bases 1 to 1368 code for a protein of 455 amino acids. Gene Ontology annotation, molecular function: connexin binding.